Miscanthus lutarioriparius is the source of this 765-nucleotide messenger RNA. NCBI's taxonomy places the organism in Eukaryota, Viridiplantae, Streptophyta, Magnoliopsida, Poales, Poaceae. The record is from the annotation of a GenBank genome assembly.
AUGAAGCCUCCUCCCGGUUCCGGCUCCGGGACCGGACUCUGCGACUCCCUCGCGCGAAUCGUCCGUGGCGUGCUGGAGUCUCUGGGGGCCGGCAUCCACUGCAAUCGCCGUGGCCAGCACCAGGGCAGCAGCAGCAGCAGCGUCCAGGAGCCGGCGGACGACACGGAGGCGGCGAAGGGCGGCAGCAUCAGCAACCGGUCGCUGCCGCUGUCGACGUUCAUCCAGAUGCUCAAGGACAAGACCGGGAGGCACGACGUCGGCGUGGGCUCCAUCCGCACGACGCUGUUCCACCACUUCGGCGACGAGGCGAGCCCCAAGGUCAAGAGGUUCAUGAAGGUCAUGGUGGCCAAGCUCCGGCACGACGGCAAGGAGGAAGCGGAGCAGUCGUACGUUCCCACUCCCAGGGAGGCGGAGGCGGCGGAGGCCCUGGCGCAGGAGCAGGACACGCACAGCGUCGAGGAAGUGUACGCGGGGCCGGCGGCGGCGGCCAGGGUGCCGCCGCGGAACGGCGUCCUGAUCAGCGGGUGCCAGACGGACGAGACCUCGGCGGACGCGACCACGGCCGACGGCAUGUCCUACGGCGCGCUGAGCAACGCGAUCCAGACCAUCCUCGCCGGCAACGGCAACGGCAAGAAGCGCGGGGCAGCGGUGACGAACCGAGGGCUGGUGGUCAGGGCGCGGGAGCUGCUGUCCAAGCAGGGGUACACGCAGCAGCCCGGGCUCUACUGCAGCGACGAGCACGCCAGGCUCCCCUUCAUCUGCUGA